Molecule: messenger RNA, 1366 nt
Organism: Hydra vulgaris (swiftwater hydra)
Lineage: Eukaryota; Metazoa; Cnidaria; Hydrozoa; Anthoathecata; Hydridae
Product: endophilin-B1
Biological process (GO): membrane organization
Cellular component (GO): membrane; cytoplasm
Molecular function (GO): protein binding
Source: RefSeq, a predicted model, not a curated record
ACAUGUUCGGUAUCCGGUUGGAAAAGGUAAUAAUAAGUUACAUCCGGCAUAAAUUUGCAAUCCACUUGGUACAUCGAAUUGCUAAAUUUUAAUAAACAAAUAAGAUAUCAAAUUGGUCUGUCGAUCUCUAGUAUAUAAAAAAAAAAAUGGCUUCCAAUGCCCCUGAUUAUAAAGAAUCAAUUCUUAAGAUUGCUAGUUCUGCCAUAUCUGCUAGUAAAAUUGGCUGGAGUCGUGCUAGACAGUUCACAGAAGAGCAGGUUGGAAGUGCAGAGAAAACACAAUAUGAUGCUCAGUUUGAAAAUCAAGUUAUGCAAGCAGAAAAAACAAGACAUUUAACUGAAAAACUUUUAAAACAAGCUGAAGCAAUGAUACAACCAAACCCAGAAACCAAUGUUUCGGUUCUAGGUUAUAGAAUUGAAGAAUUUUUGUUUGAGAAGUUAGAUAAAAAAACUCCAGCUCGUCCAACAAAUUCUUUUGUUCUUGGAGAGACAAUGUUAGAUGCUUCUCAAGAAAUUGGACCUGGAACUAGCUAUGGAUUUGCUUUGGGUAAAGUCGGAACAGGUUUAAAGAAAAUUGGUAAUGCUGAAAAAGAUUUCAUGCAGAAGACUGUUGCUCACUAUCUUCAUCCACUAAAAAAUUUCUUGGAUAUUGAAAUGAAAACAAUAUCUAAAGAAAAAAGAGCAUUAGACAUAAAAAGAUUAGACUUGGAUGCAUGCAAAAAUAAAGUAAGGAAAGCAGUUUCGCCUGAGAAAAUGCGGGAGGCAGAAAAUGAACUUCGAGUUGUCCAAGCAGAGUUUGACAGGCAGCAAGAACUCACUAAGUUACUUCUUGAUAGCAUCACUACAGUGCAUGCAAAUCACUUAAGUUCUUUACACAGUUUUGUUGAAGCGAUUGGUGCAUACCAUAUUCAAUGUCAGCAAUAUGUGUCAGAAAUACAGAAAGAAUUGCAGCUGUAUGUAUACCUUAAUUAUUCAGUAUAUUAUUUGACUUUUUUACGAUUGUCUUUUUAUAUUUUAGUUUUAUGGUUCAUGCUUGCAUUUUUUAGCCCAUUAGAACGGCCAACACGUCCUUUUCUCCCAUCUGACCCACCUCCUUACAAUUCGGUUAUGCCUUCUAGUCGACCGUUAGUGACUCGCCGCGCUAAGGUUUUAUACGAUUAUGACGCGUAUGAUACAACGGAACUAUCAUUACUUGCCGACGAGAUUGUAACGGUUUACAGUGUGGAUGGGCUUGCGAGUGAUUGGAUUAUUGCUGAACGAGGUUCCCAAUCAGGUAAAGUUCCAAUUACCUACCUUGAGCUUAUGUAAUGACGAUGCACUUAAAAUAAAUUAAUGCAAAAUAAUUUAUUAUUUUUAUAUAAAAAAUU